Messenger RNA from Pistacia vera, 528 nucleotides. Its product is annotated as putative B3 domain-containing protein Os03g0621600. Lineage: Eukaryota; Viridiplantae; Streptophyta; Magnoliopsida; Sapindales; Anacardiaceae. The record is from RefSeq and is a predicted model, not a curated record. Gene Ontology annotation, molecular function: DNA binding. The coding region runs from base 1 to 528 and encodes 175 amino acids. The transcript is spliced from 2 exons.
AUGAAAAUGGAAAAUGCUGACAAUAGGGUAUAUUUUGCAAGUGGUUGGCAACAGUUUGUGAAAGACAAUUCUUUAGUGUCUGGAGAUUUUUUAGUUUUUCAAUACAACGAUGACAACGGAUUUAAUGUUAAAAUAUUGGCGAAAUCUGGCUGUGAGAAGAAUGAAACUGGUCCUCAUGUGGGCAUUGAUAUAGAGGAGGAGAAAGAAGAGGAGGAGCACGAAAUUACUGAUGUAGGUACUGAUUUUGAUGAUGAUCACGGUAGUGACAGUAAUGACAGUGAAUAUAAUGUUGAAGAAGAGGAGGAGGAAACGGAAGAAGAAGCAUCAGAGAGGAAUAUAGUUGCUAAUGGUAGAGUUUUCUAUUCAAUAUUGCAGUUGGUUCCAUCUUAUGUCUUGAGAGAUUUUAGAAUUAAAUUAGCUGAAGAUGUAACCUUUCAUGAUGAGCUGGAGAGGGAAUGGUCUGGAAAGGUUAUGCGCUGGAAGGAUGGUCGAACCUGGAUUACAGGAUGGGGCUCAGUGUACCGGUAG